AUGCCUGCCCGUGCCAACGUUCGCGAAGAUGACCCCACCGUCAUCGUCGGCCUUGCUUGCCGAGUUCCUGGGGCUGCCAACCCCAGCAAGCUUUGGGAGCACAUUUCCGCUCAGCGUGACGUCCAGCGAAAGAUGCCCGAGGAUCGGUACAACGUAGACAACUACUUCCAUCCCGAUGGCACCCGCAAGGGUUUCACCAACGCUCGUUUCGGCUACUUCCUUGACCAGGAUAUCGCCGAUUUCGAUAACAGCUUCUUCGGUAUCUCUGGAAAGGAAGCCGAUGCCAUGGACCCGCAGCAGCGUCUCCUCCUCGAAGUCGUCUACGAGGCUCUGGAGAACGCUGGGAUCACCCUGCAGGACAUCAGCGGCUCCCAGGCGUCCGUCUUCUGCGGCUCGUUCACCAACGAUUACUUGUCCAUGACCGGCAAGGAUCUGACUGCCAACUAUCCCAUGUACCACGCCACCGGUACUGGCAAUGCCAUCCUUUCCAACCGUAUCUCGUACUUCUACAACCUCCACGGCACGAGCAUCACUCUUGACACCGCUUGCUCUUCGUCGCUCGUUUGCUUCCACCUUGGCAACCAGUCUCUCCGCAGCGGCGAGGCUGACAUUUCCAUUGUGGUCGGCUCCGCUCUGCACUUCGACACGAACGUUUACCUGACCAUGACCGACCUGGGCAUGUUGUCGACCGAUGGUCGUUGCCGUGCUUUCGAUGCGUCUGGCAGCGGUUACGUUCGUGGCGAGGGUAUCUGCGCUGCCAUUCUCAAGCGCAAGAGCGACGCUGAGCUCAACGGCGACAACAUCCGUGCCAUCGUCCGCAACACCGGCUCUAACCACGACGGCCGCAAGAACGGCAUCACCCUCCCCAACAGCGCUGCCCAGGAGGAGCUGAUCCGCUCGACCUACGAGGAUGCGGGCCUCAACCCCCUGCACACCCAGUACUUUGAGGCCCACGGCACUGGUACCGCUGCCGGUGACCCCAUCGAGACCCGAGCGAUCGGUGCCGUCUUCUCCAAGGGCCGUGAGACCCCCUUGUACAUUGGUUCCGUCAAGACCAACAUUGGUCAUCUUGAGGGCGCCUCGGGUCUGGCCGGUAUCAUCAAGACCACUCUUGCCCUGGAGAAGGGCAUGAUCCCGCCCAACAUGCACUUCAACACCCCGAACCCCAAGAUCGACUUCGAGAACUGGAAGCUCGCCGUCCCCACCAAGAUGACGCCCUGGGAUGUUCCCGAGGGCAUUGCUCGUCGCGCCUCCAUCAACUCGUUCGGCUACGGUGGUACCAACGCCCACGUCGUUAUUGAGGAGUACAAGCCCGAGACCGUCAAGCCUGCCCGUGUCGUCGAGGCGAUCGAGAACGGCGUCCAUGCUCGUCCUCACCUGGUUCCCCUCUCGUCCCACUCGGCCAAGGCCGGUGAGCUGACCGAGGCUGCCCUCAAGGCCUACCUUGUUGAGAACGACAAUGCCGCCAUCGGCGAUGUCGCCUACAGCCUGUCGCACCCGCGCCGGACCAAGCACGCCCAGCGCUCCUUUGUCGUCGCCAACGACUCUGCUGGUCUUGCCGAGCAGCUCACCACCCCUCGGCCUGCCGCCAAGUGGACCCUGGCCAACAAGACAACGCCCCGUCUGGGUUUCAUCUUCACUGGUCAGGGUGCGCAGUGGUAUGCCAUGGGCCGUCAGCUCCUGGAGGAGUCUCCUCUGUUCCGCCAGACCCUGAAGCGCUGCGACAGCAUCCUCCAGUCUCUUCCCGAUGCUCCUGAGUGGUCCAUCAUUGAGGAGCUCUCCAAGACCAAGGAGACCUCUCUCCUCGGCGACACCCUCUACUCGCAGACCAUCUGCACUGCCCUGCAGCUCGCCGUUCUUGAGGUCCUGGCCGCUUGGGGCAUCAAGCCUUCCGCCACCGUCGGUCACUCUUCGGGCGAGAUGGCUGCCGCCUUUGCCGCCGGCAUACUCUCCUUUGAGAGCGCCAUUAUCGCUGCCUACUACCGUGGCCGCUACAUGUCGGCGCCGAUCGAGAACGGCAAGCCUGGUGGCAUGAUGGCCGUUGGCCUGACCGAAGCCAAGGCGACCGAGGAGCUCAAGGCGUACAAGGGCCGCCUCUGCAUUGCUGCCGUCAACAGCCCGUCGACCAUGACCAUCUCUGGCGAUUUGGAUGCCAUCGUCGAGCUCAAGGAAUCCCUGGACGAGCGCAAAGUCUUCAACCGCCAGCUCAUCGUCAAGCAGGCCUUCCACUCGCACCACAUGGACCCCCUGGCUCCUGCUUACGAGAACGCCCUCAAGGGCUGCGCCGCCUUCUCCACCAAGGAGCCCACUGCCCGUAUGUUCUCUAGCGUCACCGCGCGUCUGGCUGACCACGAAGCCAUGGGCCCCAAGUACUGGGCUACCAACAUGACCAAUGCCGUCAGGUUCUCGGAUGCCCUCACCGGCAUCGUCCUCGACGACGAGGAUGAGCCGAACGUUGACGUUCUGGUCGAGAUUGGUCCCCAUGCUGCCCUCAAGGGUCCUUCCCGCCAAACUCUCCAGGCCCUGAAUAUCGACCUGCCUUAUCUCGCUUCGCUCACCCGCGGUGUCCCCGACUACGAGUGCCUCCUCAACCUGGCCGGUACCCUCUUCUCCCUGGGUUACCCCGUUGACCUCGUCGCUACCAACCAGAACCUUAGCCUCGGCGCUUCGAACGAGAUCGUCAGGGUCGACACCGGGUCCAAGCUGGACGACCUCCCCACGUACUCCUGGGAUCACAAGCGGUACUGGCACGAGACCCGCUACCUCAAGGAACAUCGUCUCCGCAAAUACCGCCACAGCCUCCUCGGCCACGUCUUCCCCGGCUCCGUUGCCAAGCACCCCAAGUGGCGCAACUACCUCCGCAUCAGCGAGAUCCCUUGGCUCAGCGAGCACGUCGUCGAUGGCAAGAUUGUCUUCCCAGGUGCUGGCUACAUCUCCAUGGCCAUCGAAGCCGUGAUGCGCGUCGAGGAGCUCGAGACGGCCAAGAUGAUCUUUGUCAAGGAUAUCAUGAUCAAGAACGCCCUCCUUCUCCCUACCAGCGACGACGGCGUCGAGAUCCUCCUCGAGCUGAAGCCUGUCACCUCCUCUGCCAAGGACAAGUCGGAAAUCUGGUAUGAGUUCGCUGUCUACUCGUAUGACGAGAAUAGCAACUGCACCGAGCACUGCCAUGGUCUCAUCAGCACUGAGAAGGGCGAGCCUGCCCCGAUCCCUGAGGGUUAUGCUGGCCCCAUCGACCUCGACCAGAAGCGCAAGGAGACCAACCGCUCCGAGUCGGCCGCGCAGUUCUACAAGCGCCUCGCCGAUCUCGGUCUGGACUACGGCGAGAAGUUCCAGCGCAUCACCAACUUCAUGGAGAGCGGUCCCGGCUUCUCUGUCUCUGACCUCGUCUUCGACCCCAGCGCCCUCCCCCGGAACCCUGGUGACGAGACCAUCAUGCACGCGACCCUGCUCGAUGCCUUCUUCCACACCAUCUUCCACGCCAUUGAGUCCUGCCUCGGCCGUCCUCUGGAUGAGCCCUACGUCCCGUCUUUCUUCAAGACCCUCAAGAUUUCGGGCCACUUCUGCGAGUGGGCUCAGUCCACCGACAUCAGGAACUUCAAGGUCGGGUCCUUCACGCGCACCCCCUCUCCCCGUGUGGCCAUCAACGAUAUGGUCAUGCAGGACCAGGAGGGUAAGCUGAUGAUCGAGAUUGGCGGCCUCGAGGUCACUGCUCUGGGUCGCGAGCAGCCGGAUGGUGCCAACGCCCGCACCCUGUUCUACAGCCAGCGCUGGGCCCCUUGCUUCGACCUCCUCUCGAGCGAUGUUGCUCGCCCUCUGUCCGAGGUUGUCGACAUCUUCGCCCACCAGUACCCGAACACCAAGAUUCUGCACAUCACCUCCGACGUCGCAAAGACCAACGAGGUCCUGUCUACUCUGGGAGGCGCGAAGGGCCAUCGUCGUCGCUUUGGCGGUCUCGACGUCUGCUCUCUCAAUGGCGAGACUCUCGGCGAGGAGUUCGAGGAGCUUUCCAACGCUACGAACGGCCUUGUCAACAUCGCCGAACCUCAGGCCGGUGCGUAUGACCUGGUCAUUGUCAGCGAGGUUGGCUCUUUCGAUGCCGUUCCCUUCAUGAAGGACACUGGCUACAUCGUCUUCGACGGCCAGAAGGGCACUGUGUCCGCUGACCUCACCGAGGUCUUCUCUACCCCUGCUGCCACCGCCCUGCACAAGUCGAAGGAAGCUUCCCCCCUCAGUGGUCCCCUCUCCGUCAUUAUCCCCGCCGGCCAACUGUCCGAACGCAGCAAGGCCAUUUUGGCUGCUCUUGAGGCUGGCUACCCGGGUGAAGUGGAGCAAGUGACUUUCGCCGACAUUGUCGAGGACGGCCUUGACAUCCUCCGCGACAACAUUGUCGUCCUGGCCGGUCUUGACGAGCAGGUGUACGAUGAGACCAGCUUCAAAGGUGUCCAGGCUCUUCUCGGUGCCGUCGAGAAGAACACGGUCUGGCCUCUUGAGGGCGCCACCCAGGAAGCUGCUCGCCCCGAGUUGGCUAUGCUCGUCGGUGCCAUCCGUGUCGGUCGCUCUGAGAACGACAACACUCGCAAUGUCACUUAUGACUUCGGAACGGACACUACCACCGAGGAUGCGGCCGCCGGCAUCCUUCGCGUCCUGGGCAGCUCCGUCAAUGAGGACGAGUUUGCCGAGCGCAACGGCGUCGUCUUGACCCCUAGGUUCGAGGCCGACGACGACCGCAACCGCCGCCUGCGCAAUGGCCCCAGCCGCGAGCCCCGCCUCGAGCUUUUCGGUGAGCGCCGGCCCCUGAAGCUGACCUUCGGCAAGGUCGGUCUCCUCGACACCCUUCAUUUCGCCGAGGACGAGGAGAUCAUCGACACUGAGCUUGCCGCCGAUGAAGUCGAGAUCGAGGUCAAGGCUUCUGCCAUCAACUUCCGUGACUUGGCCGCCUCGCUUGGUAUCAUCGACGACUACAAGCUUGGUGACGAGUGCGCUGGUGUUGUCAUCCGCGUCGGCUCGGAGGUUGAGGGCUUCGGUCCUGGUGACCGCGUGGUUGCGUGGCGUCCUGGCCAAGGUGCCCACAGGGCCAUCUGCCGCAACCCCGCCUCGCUCACCUACAAGCUUACCGGCGACAUGCCUUUCUCCGCCGCUGCCGCUCUUCCUUGCAUUCUGACCACGGCUUGGUUCGCCUUCGAGCAUACCGCUCGCGUGCAGCCCGGCGAGACCGUCUUGAUCCACGCCGCUGCCGGUGGUGUCGGUCAAAUGGCCAUCCAGGUCGCCCAGCGUGCCGGCGCCCGUGUUCUGGCCACUGUCGGUUCUCCUGCCAAGCGCCAGCUUCUCAGGGAGACCUAUGGCAUCCCCGAGGAGCACAUGUUCUCGUCCCGUGACGACUCGUUCGUCGAGGGUGUCCUGGCCGUUACCGGCGGCAGGGGUGUCGAUGUUGUUCUCAACUCGUUGGCUGGCCCCCUGUUGCAUGCCACUUGGUCUUGCUUGACCCAGUUUGGUCGCUUCAUCGAGAUUGGUAAGCGUGAUAUUCACUCUAACACCAAGCUCGACAUGGACCCCUUCCGCAAGAACGUCCUCUUCGCCUCGGUCGAUUUGAUUACCAUCUUCAACCACAACAAGCCCCUUGGCGCCCGCAUCGUCAAGGAGUGCUGCGACCUCGUACACAACGGCGAGAUCCAGCUGCCCCAGACCAUCCUCGAGGUCUCCUACGAGGACGUUCUCAAGGGCUUCCGUCUCCUGCAGAUGGGCAAGCACACCGGCAAGAUCGUGCUCGUUCCGUCCAAGGACGACGUGGUUCCCGUCGCGCCUCCCUCGUUCCGCAACACCAAGCUGUUCAAGGCCGACAAGACCUACCUCCUCGUUGGUGGGCUCGGCGGUCUUGGCCGUACCCUGGCCCAAUGGAUGGUCCGCAAGGGUGCGAAGAAGCUGGCCUUCCUGUCGCGUUCUGGUGCCGACAAGUCCGAGGCCAAGAUGACCGUCGACUGGCUCGUCUCUCGUGGUGUGGAGGCCACUGUCUACCGCGGCGAUGUUUCCAAGCGCGCUGACGUGCAGGCUUGCGUCGACGGCGUCGGCAGCUCCCUCGGCGGUAUCUUCCAGGCCGCUAUGGUUCUCCAGGACGUGCCCCUCGAGACCAUGACCUACAAGCAGUGGGUGCGCUGCGUCGAGCCCAAGGUCAACGGCGCCAAGCACCUGCACGAUGCCACCAUGGGCACGGACCUCGACUUCUUCGUCUGCUUCUCGUCCGUCGCCGCCGUCUUGGGCUCCAAGGCCCAGGCCAACUAUGCUGCGGCUAACUGCUACCUCGACGCUCUCAUGCGCCACCGCCGCGAGAUGGGUCUGGCCGGCACUACCAUGAACGUCGGUGCCGUGGCCGGCAUCGGUGUCGUCAGCGAGAGUGCCGCCCUCGGCCAGAUCAUGGAGCGCCUGGGCAUCGACCCCAUCAACGAGGAGGAGCUGCUCUACCAGCUUGAGGAGGCUGUCAAGGGCGACCGCGACCAGAAGAUCUCGCCUCGUGGUGUCGACUCUCACCAGAUCUGCACGGGUGUCGGUCUCAUCAAGCCCGACGUCUACUGGGCCGUCAAGCCGCUGUUCAGGAACCUCUACGACAACCAUGACUUCGCCGGCUCCACCACCUCCAGCAAGAAGCAGAAGAACAUCAUGGCCCUGCUCGCCGAGGAGGCUGAGCCCGAGAAGCGCGUGGCGAUCGUUCUUGACGCUUUCUUGGACAAGAUUGCGAGCGUCCUCGGCACGCCCAAGGACUCCAUCAUCCCCAGCAACCCUCUCUCUGCCUACGGUCUCGACUCGAUUGUCGCUGUCGAGUUCCGCAAGUUCUUCCGCAAGGAGAUCCAGAUCGACAUCGCCCUCUUCGACAUCUUGGGCGCUGCUUCCAUCACAGCUCUCGUUGUCAAGGCCACCAAGAUGAUCUCGGCCGCCGCCACCGCUACCGAUGGCGCGGCGUCCGAGGCCAAGGACGACAAGGCCAAUGCCGCCGAGGGUGAGAAGACGGACAAGGAAGCCGGUGUCUCAGCCAUGGCUUCGGGUGAGAUCACCAAGGUCGACGCCACCACUGGCGUGGCCAUCCCGCUGUCCACCUUCCAGAACCGUCUCUGGUACAUCCACUCGUUCCUCGAGGACAAGUCCUUCCUCAACCUCCCCAUCACCAUGCGCAUCAAGGGCAAGCCCAAUCUGGACAUUCUCCGCGCCACUGCCCAGGCGCUCGCCCGCCGCAACGCCGUCAUGCGCACCAGCUACUACGAGGGUGACGACUUUGCCCAGCAGGAGCCUCUCGAAGACUUCGAGAUCGACGUCCACUACCGCGACCUCUCCGGCGAGGCCGACAAGGAGCAGGCCCUGAAGGAAUAUGUCGACUACAACCGCCAGAUUGAGAUGAACGUCGAGGAGGGCGAGGUCGCCAGCUUCGCCCUGGCCAAGCUCUCUGAGGAGGACUGGGCCUACAGCCUCAUCAUCCACCACAUCUCGGUCGAUCGUGGUUCCAUGAAGGGCAUGAUGAGCCAGUUCGUCAGCCUGUACGAUGCCAUCGCCACCGGCAAGGACCUCAGCACCGUGCCAUCGCCCGAGUUCAGCUAUGCCGACUUCACGCUCUGGCACAACGCUCGCCUCAACUCGGACCUGAUGAAGCCCGACCUCAACUGGUGGAAGGAGAAGCUGACUGGCAUUCCCGAGGCCAGCAAGCUGCUCCCCUUCGCCAAAGUCAGCGAGCGCCCGCAGAACAACGACCCCCACCGCCACGCCCUCAAGACCAGCCUGAGCUCCAAGCUCUUCGCCCGCAUGAAGCGUAUCGCCUCCCAGUCCAACGCGACGCCGUUCCACUUCAUCCUCGCCGCGUUCCGCGCCUUCAUGUACCGCUACACCGAGGACAAGGACCUCGUCAUUCUCAUGGUCGACGGCAACCGCCCUCACCCCGACGCCGAGGACAUUUGCGGUUUCUUUGUCAACAUGUGCCCCAUCCGGCUGAACGACGACUGCGAGACCACCUUCGACCAACUCUUCACCGCCACCAAGGACCGUGCUCUCGAGGCCAUGGCCCACACUGGCAUUCCCUUCGACACCAUCGUCGACCUGAUGAACGUGAAGAAGACGCCUAGCCACCUCCCCAUCGGCCAGGUCUCGGUCAACUACCAGAUCCACGGACCGGUCCCUGUGUACAACACCAACGACUUCACCAUCAACCAGCUCGAGACCGAUGACAUUCCCACCGCCUCCGACAUGCAGCUCGAGGCCCUGGAGACGGGCGACCACUCUCUCGACCUUCGCAUCGAGUACGCCACCGCCCUGUACGGACAGGAGGACAUGGAACGCUUCCUUGACAACUUCUUGUCGUUCCUGUCCAGCACCAUCAAGGACCACCGCCAACCCAUCGAGGAAGUCAACAUGACCGGGCUCCUCGAGGUCGCCCACUUGGAGAAGAAGUACUGGAACACUGGUGUCGCUAAGAACCAGUGGGAGGGACAGAGUGUUGUGGACAAGGUCACCCAAAUGGCAAGCGAACAUCCCCAGGCCGAGGCGAUAAAAACUUCUGACGGCCACAGCAUCUCCUACAGGCAGCUGAUCGAAAACGCCAAGAGCGUGGCCUCUGAGCUCGUUCAGGCAGGCGUGAAGCCCGGUGAGCGAAUCGCGCUUCUCGCCCUGCCCGGUGUCGAGGCCGUGACCGGCCAGCUCGGUGCUCUCAUGACCGGCUCGUGCUACGUCGCCCUCGACACCGAUUUCGCUCAGGACCGCCUCUCGUUCAUGAUCGCCGACGCCGGAUCCCCUGUUCUCCUCGUCGGCUCCGGUGCCGAGGCCCUGGCCGGCGACCUCACUGCCAAGGCUGGGGCCGCCGCGCCCAAGGUGAUCGUGAUUCGGGAGGCGGUCGCUUCGGCCCGCUCCCCCGUUCAGCUGCAUUCCCGUCAACCCUCCGACCCUUUCUACAUGAUCUACACCUCGGGAAGCACCGGCACUCCUAAGGGAGUGGUGCUCACCGAGUCCAACACCCAGCAAAUGCUGGCCACUCUCAACAAGGACUACGCCUUCACAUCGGAGGACACGUUCCUUCACCAAUCCUCCAUGUCCUUUGACCUCUCCAUCGUCCAAAUCUACUCCGCCCUCACUUGCGGUGGCACCGUCUGCAUCGCGGCCUGGGAAACACGCAAAGACCCCCAUGCCCUGGCCGAGUUCAUGAAGGAUGCUUCCGUUUCCGUUACCUACUUCACCCCCACCCAGUUCGCUCUUCUCAUGGACCUUAACACCGAUGCCCUCAAGAAAUGCGACAAGUACCGCGUCGCCUACUUCGCGGGUGAGCGCCUCCCCGUCCGCGUUGCCAAGGGCUUCUACGAAUUGGGCACUCCCGCCGUCCUCUACAACACCUGGUCGCCCAGCGAACUCGUCGUCCAGACGUCCAUCGGCCGGAUCGAUCCUCCUUCCGAGGAAGAGGUCAGCCUGCCAAUCGGUUACCCCAUGGACAACUGCCGCCACUACAUUCUCGACACCAAGGGCAAUCCCCUUCCGGCCGGCAUGGUCGGUGAGCUUGUGGUGGGCGGCGCGCAGGUCGGUGCCGGCUACCUGAACCGACCUGAGAUCAACGCCAAGUCGUUCGUCGAAAACCCCUUCGCCUCCGAGGAAGACCGCAAGCUCGGAUGGACCAGGAUGUUCAAGACGGGUGACCGCGGUCGCUUCCGCCCCGAUGGCCAGCUUGAAUUCCACGGCCGCAUUGCGGGCGACAAGCAGAUCAAGCUCCGUGGUUUCCGUGUCGACCUCGGCGAGGUUGAGCAGCGUCUCUUCCAGGAAUCCCAAUCCGUCCAGCCGGGGUUGAUCGACAUCGCUGUCAUCGCCCGGACCAUCGAGGCGGGCCAAGAAGACAUCCACCUGGUGGCCUACCUGGUUCCCAAGGCCGGUCUCGCCGUCGCUGACCGGGCUUCUUUCGUCUCCCAGCUGCACGACAAGGCCAAGCCUCACCUCAACGACUACAUGCUUCCCAACGGUUACCAGUUCCUCGAGAAGCUCCCCGUCACGAUUGGUGGCAAGGUCGACCGGCGGAACCUCCUGAGCCGCGAUCUCGAGCUCAUCUACCCGACCACUGCGGCGGCCGCUACCACUGCCGCGACCGGUGACGCGGCCGGUGCCACCAACGCCAACAACGAACUCGAGGAGUCGGUCAUGGCCGUCUUCCGCGGCGUUCUCGGCGACAAAUACGCCGACCCGAGCGACAACUUCUUCCAGCGCGGUGGCCAUUCCAUCCUGCUGGUCAGGCUCCAGGCCAGGAUCAAGAAGCAGUUCAAGGUGGCGCCACCCCUGCCCCAGAUGAUCAAGGAGCCCACAGCGGCGGCCGUCUGCGCCUACAUCCGCACCAAGAAGGGUGGCGACGCUGGCGGCAAGGGCAGCUUCGAGAGCGCAAUCAGCUGGGAGGCCGAGACGAAACUCCCCAACGAUGCCCGCUACACCCCGCGCUGGGGAACUCCCCGUGUUGAGCGUGACGAGCAGAAGACGAUCCUCAUCACGGGCCCCGAGCUCUUCAUUGGACUGCACCUUCUGGCGGAGAUCCUGACAACUAAGCGUGAGGCGACGGUUUACGUCCUUGGAUCUCUCGAGCCUAGCCAGGUCGAGAACAUUGUCGCGCUUCUCGACAAGCACGGCCUCAUCAAUGACGGCCCGGAGAACCCGCUCAGCAAGGACGAGGUCCGGACCCGCGUCAAGGCGGUCCCUGGCGUCCUCUCGAAGCCCAACUUCGGACUCAGCAAGGUGGCGUUCCGCCAACUCGGGCAGAAGAUCCAGGCCAUCUACCACCUUGGUGGCCACGUUUCCCUCCUCAAGACGUACUCCUUCCUCAAGACAUUCAACGUGGCACCGAUCUUCGACCUCAUCCACCUGGCUGGUAUCGGUGAUCACCUCUCGGAGAUCCACCACCUGUCGACCUGGUCGGUUCCCCAUCUCCAGACCUGGACCAAGACGAAGCGGUCGGGCAAGACGUGGGUGACUGCGGAGGAGGAGAUGGCACACUUCCAGCCUCCCGCCGAGGACGAGUACGGCUACUUCAAGACUCGCUGGGUGGCCGAGGCGAUCCUCCGCAACGCGGCGUCGCGCGGCUUCCCUAUCACGAUUACCCGUGCGCCUGCCGUCACCAGCCUGCGCCCCAACGGCUUCAUGGACCCCGGUGAUGAGUUCACCAUCCGCAUGGUGAUGGAGAUGGUGGAGUCGGGAGCGAUCCCGCGCCUGGGCUCGCCCAGCCAACCGAGCUUCGUGAUUGACGUGAUCCCGGUCGAUUACCUGGUCCGCGGGUUCUACUCCCUCACGUCGGAGAAGGAGGUGCUUGCGAUGGCGCCGGCGGAGCAGGGCAAGCCCAACAUCUACCACUUCGCCAACCCGUCGCCGCUCAAGCUCCAGGACCUGCCGGACCUUGUGCCGAUGCUCCGCGAGGACGGCAAGCGGCCCAGCCUCAUCUCGGCCGACAGCUGGCUCAAGAACCUGGAGAAGCAGCACAAGGAGAACGAGGGCGCGGCGGCGACGAUCCGUGGCACGGUGCUCCGCGAGUACCUCUCCAUGGGUCAUGUCAUGUUCUCUCUCGAUAGGACCCAAACGGCCAAGCUGCUGGAGAAGCUGGUGCCUGGUCUGGACGAGACUUGCCCUGCGAUUGACGGCAAGUUCUUGGAUCAUCUGUUCAAGCGCAUCAAGGCUGCUGAGCCAUGA
This is a messenger RNA of Sodiomyces alkalinus F11, 11673 nucleotides long. Its product is annotated as polyketide synthase. Gene Ontology annotation, biological process: fatty acid biosynthetic process; secondary metabolite biosynthetic process. The transcript is spliced from 3 exons. The record is from RefSeq and is a predicted model, not a curated record. Bases 1 to 11673 code for a protein of 3890 amino acids. Lineage: Eukaryota; Fungi; Ascomycota; Sordariomycetes; Glomerellales; Plectosphaerellaceae. Gene Ontology annotation, molecular function: fatty acid synthase activity; oxidoreductase activity; 3-oxoacyl-[acyl-carrier-protein] synthase activity.